Molecule: messenger RNA, 1499 nt
Organism: Geodia barretti
Lineage: Eukaryota; Metazoa; Porifera; Demospongiae; Tetractinellida; Geodiidae
Source: the annotation of a GenBank genome assembly
UUUUCUUGCCACUGGAGUCCGAAGUUCCGCCAUCGUUCUUCCUCCUCCUCUUCUUCUCGCUGUCCCUCGCUUUCUCCUCUCCCUCCGCCGCCUCUCCCCCAGCGACACCCGUCUCUCCUCUCUCUCCUGCGGUAGUUUCGCCAGACACCGCGAGCUCGGGGAAGCGCGGCUUCUCCUCGGCCGUGGGGGAGGCAGAACCCGACUUUGAGCGUCCAACCGAGUCUACUAGCUCUCCUCUAUCUCCCUCCUCGCCUCCCUGGUUGGUCUCUUUCUCUGCCAUGGCUACUUGUGCAUUAGAGCGUGGCACCUUCGACCUUACCCAGGUGCGCGUUUAUUAGAGUGGAAGACUUAGAACGCAGUAAACACCAUGGCUGGUUUGCUGGGUUCGUGGUGGUCAGGGAAGGCGGCUGAGGAGGAGAGCGAGAAGAAGGAGAAGGAGGAGAGUGAGGAGGAAGAGAAGGAGAAGAAGGACUCGUCCUGGGUUGCCGGACUAGAGGGCAAGCCAUAUCUCUAUGUACACAAGUGUUCAUGAAGUAAGUGUAGGUCUAGUGAAGAACGUGUCAGAGUAUGCUGCGACAAUGGGAGAGACUGUCAAGAGCAGAGUACAGGAAACACCCAUGUCAUUCGUGAACCAGUUUCAGGAUGAGCAGGAGAAGUUUUCCAGGGAGCAGCGGAGGUUAAAGGACGCGGCGGUUCCUCCCUGGGUGGGCUACAAUGAGGAGGAGCAGAUGAAGGCCCAGAUACUGGAGCUAUCUGCUGACAGUCGUAAUGUGUUGCGCAAUCCUCCGCCUGGCAUCCAGUUCAACUUUGACUUUGCCAAAUCCUACCCCGUUGCCAUGGCGAUGCUGAAGGAGGACGCGCGACUACAGAAACUAAGAUUUGAUCUCGUUCCAAAGAAGGUAUCAGAGGAAAAGUUUUGGCACAAUUUUUUCUAUCGUGUCUUUCUCAUAAAACAGUCAUCACAACUUUCUUCUCUCGCUAAUGAUAAGAAAGACAGUGUGUCUUCAGAUCGAACUGAAGGAGAUGGGGAUCACGUUGUAACUGGUGAGGCUGGUGAAGGUGGGGAGUCUGGGGAAGUGGUGGAGGUGGUGCAGUCUCCGGGUCACGAGGAGUUUGCCAGUGAUGCUCUACCAACACUCACCACUGAGAUCAGCAGAGAAACAGUGCAGGCAGAGCUGGGUCAGCUUGGAGUGGGAAGUGGGGAAGAGGAAAAGAAGAAAGAGGAGGAGGGAGGGAGGGAGACAGCUCUGUGUGGGAGGAGCAGCUGCAACAAGAGCUGCAGGACUUAGAUCUACAUGAGGUAUAUAUAAUGCCACGGAUAACAUUGAGGAAGAAAAAUGUUCUACAAAUUGCCACUGUGCAGGGUGUGGGUGGUGAGGGGGAAGGGGGAGGAGGGGAGGAAGUGGACACAGAGGCCUGGGAGGCGGAGCUUCAGGAGAUGCUAGACAUGCACUCACAGGAGCCCACGACUCAGAACUGAUCACAUGACAUCACAUGAC